This is a messenger RNA of Aspergillus campestris IBT 28561, 1868 nucleotides long. RefSeq names its product NADH-ubiquinone oxidoreductase 51 kDa subunit mitochondrial precursor. The coding region runs from base 422 to 1576 and encodes 384 amino acids. The transcript has a single exon. The record is from RefSeq and is a predicted model, not a curated record. Gene Ontology annotation, molecular function: NADH dehydrogenase (ubiquinone) activity; FMN binding; 4 iron, 4 sulfur cluster binding. NCBI's taxonomy places the organism in Eukaryota, Fungi, Ascomycota, Eurotiomycetes, Eurotiales, Aspergillaceae.
UGGCGGUCUGCAGGACCAGGACCGCAUCUUUACGAACCUUUAUGGUCACCAUGGGGCGGAUCUCAAGUCUGCGAUGAAGUAUGGCGAUUGGCAUCGGACGAAGGAUAUUGUGUUGAAGGGGCAUGAUUGGGUGGGUAUCUCUUUUACCUCGGGGAUGUUGCUUUGUGUGGGGGGAUAAUGGGAUUGGGAGACAGAAGGAGAAGGGGAGACAAGCGAUGUGGGAGAGAAGUCGUGUGCUAAUGAGGGUAUCUGUUGCAGCUUAUUUCCGAAAUUAAGGCUUCCGGUCUUCGUGGUCGUGGUGGUGCUGGGUUUCCGUCGGGUUUGAAAUAUGUGAGUUCCUUCAUCCUUCAAUGCUUUUGGGGUAAACCGUGGAAAGAAAAGAGGGGAAAAGAAGAAGAAGAAUCUAAUAAUGUAGUCUUUCAUGAACUUCAAAGAUUGGGACAAGGACCCCCGACCCCGGUAUCUGGUCGUCAACGCGGACGAAGGCGAACCCGGAACGUGCAAGGACCGCGAGAUCAUGCGCAAGGACCCCCAGAAGCUGAUCGAAGGCUGUCUCGUCGUCGGACGGGCCAUGAACGCCAACGCGGCCUACAUCUACAUCCGUGGCGAGUUCUACCACGAGGCGACGGUGCUGCAGCGCGCCAUCAACGAGGCCUACGCCGCCGGACUCAUCGGCAAGAACGCCUGCGGAACCGGCUACGACUUCGACGUCUACGUGCACCGCGGCAUGGGCGCCUACAUCUGUGGUGAGGAGACCUCGCUGAUCGAGUCGAUCGAGGGCAAGGCCGGCAAGCCCCGCCUGAAGCCGCCCUUCCCCGCCGCGGUCGGUCUCUUCGGCUGCCCCAGCACCGUCACCAACGUCGAGACCGUCGCCGUCACCCCGACCAUCAUGCGCCGCGGACCCAACUGGUUCUCGCAGUUCGGCCGCGAGCGCAACGCCGGCACCAAGCUGUUCUGCAUCUCGGGCCACGUCAACAACCCCUGCACGGUCGAAGAGGAGAUGUCGAUCCCGCUGCGCGAGCUGAUCGAGAAGCACUGCGGCGGCGUCCGCGGCGGCUGGGACAACCUGCAGGCCAUCAUCCCCGGCGGCUCCUCCACGCCCGUGAUCCCCAAGUCCGUCUGCGACGACCAGCUCAUGGACUUCGACGCCCUCAAGGACAGCCAAACCGGUCUGGGCACGGCCGCCGUCGUCGUCAUGGACAAGUCCACCGACAUCGUCCGCGCCAUCUCCCGCCUCUCCACCUUCUACAAGCACGAGUCCUGCGGUCAGUGCACCCCCUGCCGCGAGGGCAGCAAGUGGACCAUGCAGAUGAUGCAGCGUCUCGAGACCGGCCGCGCCCGCGAGCGCGAGAUCGACAUGCUCCAGGAACUGACCAAGCAGGUCGAGGGCCACACCAUCUGCGCUCUGGGCGAGGCCUUCGCCUGGCCCAUCCAGGGCCUGAUCCGCCACUUCCGUCCCGAGCUCGAGGCCCGUAUCCGCGAGUACUCGGCCGAGAUCGGUCAGGGUGGUCCCUACGCUGGUGGAUGGCAGCCGGAGGCUCGUGCCGAGGGAAAGCUGAUCUCGCCGGGGAUGUAAAUUAAUUUUUUUCCUUAUUUUAUUUAUUCAUCAUUUUAUUCUUAAACUUGUUCGUUUAUUUACAGCCUUCGAGGAAAUUUAAAAAUUGAAAAAUGGAACUUGUCUAGGUGGUAGUGUAAGAGUGGGAGAUACUGUUUUUGUACUUUUUGGAUAGGACUUGUUUAGUAUCGCCGUCUUCUUUUCGGCACUGUUGUUAUUUUUACUGUUGUUGUUGUUGUUACCUUCUAUCGAAUCCGCCAUGUACAGAGUUAGAGUUCAAUUCCAGUUCAAUUCCAAUUCAGGUCCAUAUCAG